Sclerotinia sclerotiorum 1980 UF-70 is the source of this 213-nucleotide messenger RNA. RefSeq lists its product as hypothetical. The record is from RefSeq and is a predicted model, not a curated record. The transcript has a single exon. Lineage: Eukaryota; Fungi; Ascomycota; Leotiomycetes; Helotiales; Sclerotiniaceae. The coding region runs from base 1 to 213 and encodes 70 amino acids.
AUGAUCCCAUGUCCCCUCCGGCUCGCACAAAUACUAAUGAAUCGUUCAUCCUGUCGGCUGGCUCAAUCAAUACCCUUAGCGACUACGAAACUUCCAAGGAUUUUUCGCCAUCUGCAGUACCGGCCCCAUUACACAUGCGGACUCCGUCUGCUUCCCAAGGUGCAACGAAUGGAGCUCCAACUACCAAAUAUCCGGCGCGAAAGAGCAGCUUGA